This is a messenger RNA of Engraulis encrasicolus (European anchovy), 1428 nucleotides long. RefSeq names its product mesogenin 1 (gene msgn1). Gene Ontology annotation, biological process: mesoderm formation; regulation of transcription by RNA polymerase II. The record is from RefSeq and is a predicted model, not a curated record. The coding region runs from base 617 to 1099 and encodes 160 amino acids. Gene Ontology annotation, cellular component: nucleus. Gene Ontology annotation, molecular function: protein dimerization activity; DNA-binding transcription factor activity, RNA polymerase II-specific; RNA polymerase II cis-regulatory region sequence-specific DNA binding. Lineage: Eukaryota; Metazoa; Chordata; Actinopteri; Clupeiformes; Engraulidae. The transcript has a single exon.
AACAAAUAAUAUAGCUUAAUUUAAAAAAUCUGUUAUAAAUAACUGUCAGAAUCAGUUUUAUUGGUCAGGUAUACUUCGAAGGGAUGGGACUGCUAAUCUCUAGUCUAUUAGGCACGGAAGGUGUUUUUAAGGAUGGAGAGUUUAAAAAGCCUUCACUUAUUGUCUUAAUUGCAUUUAAAAUGACGUCUGUAUUUAAAACGAGUACUAUGUCCAUUAAUAACUGUGACUCUCUACCCCUGUGUAUGACAACGUUAGGAACUAGGCCCUGCCACAUGCGCCCUAGGCUUCGCACGGAUACGCUAAACGGCCAGGUGCAACGCCUGUCUUUUGUCUCAAGUCGCAACAAACUGAUAAUUGUGACCAGACUGACUUAGAUAGUGAUUUCCCACAAAAGGGAAUCUAAUUAUUUUUCUUUCUUUUACACAUUAGUAGUCUAUUGCCUCUCAUUCGCACGUCAGUGACAACGAACGACAGCCCCAGGAAAGGUCGCUGCUUGGCACUUAACUUUUCUUUGAACUGUUGCCGUAACUGUGAACUCGUAAAAUCUCAGGACGUUUCCAGGCGGUAUAUAGGAUUCCGCGGCUCCAAUGGGACUUAGUCUUUGAUUGAGGGCGAUAUGGAGGGUCAGCCGAGCACUCAAAUUAUGAUGGGACCGAAUCUGGAGGCGAUUACAGCCAAGUUGCUGACCCAAUGGGACUGGAGAAACGACGAGGCUUUUGCACAUGAACAGGGGACCGUGCACAGUGCUUCCUCGUCACCAAAUUCGUCACUGGAUUCUAUGUGCUCCUCUCCGGAGAUGCCUGGAAAUACCAACGCGUGCCAACCCUACGCCUCCCUCCCGUAUUCCCUGGCGGAACACAGCCCUACUCGGCGCACCUCGCAUAAAGGAUCCAAGUCCAAGAUGUCCACAAAAAGGCGCAUCAAAGCGAGUGAGAGAGAGAAGAUGCGGAUGAGAAGUCUGGCAGAGGCUUUGCAUCACCUCCGUGACUUUCUCCCACCUGAUUACAACCGUAGAGGACAGCCAUUGACCAAAAUCCAGACGCUGAAGUACACCAUUGAGUAUAUAAAAGAACUUUCAGACAUCCUCAACCAUUCAUAAGCCUAUUUUGUUCUCUCACUGGAACUUUUUUGGAAGAUACCCGCCUGUGCGUAAUUCCGUGCGCUCCGGUCUGGUAGCGCUCGGACUGACUUCAGAUCGCAACGACCUCCACAGAUUGUUGAUUUUUAAUGCGCUGGGUUUGUUGUAUGGACAUUUUAGUGGAUACGGUGCCAGUUAUGUUGUAUAAAUUUAUUUCGCUGGAUAUCAUCCAUGCCUUGAUUGUAAAUAAUAAUGUUUUAUUUGGCACUUGAAGAUGUGUCAGUUGUUUGUAGAUUUUUAUUAUUUCAAUUGGUAUUACUCCUUGUUAAUUAAAAGUAUUUUUAAUCGUC